UUCAUCGACGAGGCCAAGCGGCUGCGGGCCGUGCACAUGAAGGAGUAUCCGGAUUACAAAUACCGGCCCCGAAGGAAGACCAAGACCUUGCUGAAGAAGGACAAAUACUCGCUGCCCAGCAAUCUGCUGGCCCCGGGAGGAGGCAACGCGGUGAGCAGCCCCGUCGGGGUGGGGCAGAGGAUUGACACUUAUGCCCACAUGAACGGUUGGACCAACGGAGCUUACUCACUGAUGCAAGACCAGCUGGGCUACAGCCAGCACCCAGGUAUGAACAGCCCCCAGCUGCAGCAGAUGCACCGCUACGACAUGACGGGCCUGCAGUACAGCCCCAUGAUGUCCACAGCCCAGACCUACAUGAACGCCGCCUCCACCUACAGCAUGUCCCCCACCGCCUACGGCCAGCAGCCCUCCACGGCCAUGAGCCUGGGCUCCAUGGGCUCGGUGGUGAAAUCCGAGCCCAGCUCGCCGCCUCCUGCCAUCACUUCCCACUCGCAGAGGGCCUGCCUGGGAGACCUGCGGGAUAUGAUCAGCAUGUACCUGCCCCCGGGAGGGGAUGCCACAGACCCUUCCGCCCUGCAGGGCAGCAGGUUACAUAGCGUCCACCAGCACUACCAGAGUGCCGGGACUGGCGUGAAUGGUACCGUACCACUAACUCACAUAUAAACUUGGCUGCUCCGGACGGCUCCCCGUCUUAAUCCCUAACCCCACCACCGCUCCCUGACUACAGCGGGACGUACGGCAGUGUUGCUCGGCUUAGCAGACUUAAUACUAACUUUGGAGAAAUUUUAAAAAGGAAAUCCGUUAGUUGUGUCCUUUUUUUUUUUUUCUUGGUACAAAAAAAAAAAAAAUCAGCAAGCUGUUAUUUUAGUAGAGCACAACUCCUGCCUCCUAGAAGCCGCUGUGAAGUUUUCAAACCACGGCAACUUCUUUCCUGGUUUCUGCUAGGUUGGGCACUGUUUUAUUCGCUUAAAAGUUUUUAAAAUAUCUUGCAUCUUCCAGUUUGAUUUCUAGACAUAAAAAAACCAAACCCACAAACCGGCGGGUUUUUGUUUUUAAACUCGGUUGUUCACAUUAGCGUUGUGGUUUAAAUGU
Messenger RNA from Cariama cristata (Red-legged seriema), 1092 nucleotides. RefSeq names its product transcription factor SOX-3-like. Gene Ontology annotation, molecular function: DNA-binding transcription factor activity, RNA polymerase II-specific; RNA polymerase II cis-regulatory region sequence-specific DNA binding. The record is from RefSeq and is a predicted model, not a curated record. The transcript has a single exon. Lineage: Eukaryota; Metazoa; Chordata; Aves; Cariamiformes; Cariamidae. The annotation marks the transcript as partial. Gene Ontology annotation, biological process: regulation of DNA-templated transcription; cell differentiation; anatomical structure morphogenesis.